Messenger RNA from Mustela lutreola (European mink), 1542 nucleotides. Its product is annotated as keratin, type II cytoskeletal 3-like. The coding region runs from base 1 to 1542 and encodes 513 amino acids. The transcript has 10 exons. Gene Ontology annotation, cellular component: keratin filament. Gene Ontology annotation, biological process: keratinization; intermediate filament organization. The record is from RefSeq and is a predicted model, not a curated record. Lineage: Eukaryota; Metazoa; Chordata; Mammalia; Carnivora; Mustelidae. Gene Ontology annotation, molecular function: structural constituent of skin epidermis.
AUGCGAGGAGGUUUUGGCAGCAGGAGUCUCUACAACCUUGGAGGCAACAAGAAGAUUUCCAUCAGCGUGGCUGGAGGCAGCUCCCGGGCUGGAGAGUUUAGGGGGACCCAUAGAGGCAGUGGUUUUGGAGGUGGUUUUGGUGGGCCUGGUGGCUUUGGUGGGCCUGGUGGCUUUGGUCCUGGUGGCUUCCCCGGAGGAAUCCAGGAAGUGACUGUCAACCAGAGCCUCCUGCAGCCCCUCAAUGUGGAGAUCGACCCCCAGAUUGGACAAGUAAAGACCCAGGAGCGAGAGCAGAUUAAGACCCUCAACAACAAGUUUGCCUCCUUCAUUGACAAGGUGCGCUUCCUGGAGCAGCAGAACAAGGUCCUGGAGACCAAGUGGAGCCUCCUACAGGAGCAGGGCUCUGGUUCUAAUACCAACAACAACAGCCUAGAGCCUUUUUUUGAGAACUACAUCAGCAGCCUCAAGGCCUUCCUGGAUGGGCUGCACUUGGAGAAGGACAAGCUGCAGGGUGAGCUGAGGGGCAUGGAGGAGAUGGUGGAAGACUUCAAGAAGAGGUAUGAAGAGGAGAUCAACAAACGUACAGCUGUGGAGAAUGACUUCGUACUCUUGAAGAAGGAUGUUGAUGCUGCCUACAUGACCAAAGUGGAACUGGAGGCCAAGGUGGAGACUGUGACAGAUGAGAUCAACUUCCUGAAGGCUCUCUAUGAUGCCGAGUUGUCCCAGAUGCAGUCAGACACCAGUGACACGUCCGUGGUGCUGUCCAUGGACAACAACCGCUGCCUGGACCUGGACAGCAUCAUCUCUGAGGUCCGUGCCCAGUACGAGGCGAUCGCCCAAAGAAGCAAGGCCGAGGCUGAGGCGCUGUACCAGAGCAAGCUAGGGGAGCUGCAGACCACAGCCGGCAGACACGGGGAUGAUCUGAAGAGCACCAAGAGUGAGAUCAUGGAGCUCAACAGGAUGAUCCAGAAGCUGCGGGUGGAGAUCGAGAGUUUCAAGAAGCAGAAUGCCAACCUGCAGACGGCCAUCGCUGAUGCAGAGCAGCGUGGGGAGCUGGCCCUCAAGGAUGCCAAUGUCAAGCUUCAGGACCUCCAGGCCGCCCUGCAGCAGGCCAAGGAGGACCUGGCCCGACUGCUGCGUGAGUACCAGGAGCUGAUGAAUGUCAAGCUGGCCCUGGACGUGGAGAUCGCUACCUACCGGACCCUCCUGGAGGGCGAGGAGUGCAGGAUGUCUGGAGAGUGCCAGAGUUCCGUGUCCAUCGAGAUGGUGCACAACAGCAGCAGCAGCGGUGGCAAUGGCAGCGGGGGAUCCCUGGGAGCCGGUGCCCUGGAAGGCGGAGCUCUGGGAGGCGGAGCUUCAACCCGUGGGGGCCGGGGCCGUGGGGGCCUGGGCUCAGUGGGGGGCUCUGUGGUGCGAGGCGGCGGCUUCUCUGGUUCUGGCAGUUCUGGCGGCUCUUGUGCUGUCAGCGGAGGCGGCAGCCACAGCUCAAGCCGCAACUCGCAAAGCUCCUCCCAGAGCCAGCGGUCCCACCACAAAUUCUGA